AUGAUUACAGGGCAGCUGAGCAAGCCGCUGCUCUCCCUGCGCAGCGAGAUGAGCGCAGCAGGACUCCGGGCAGACGACAAAGCGGCCACCCCGGACAGCGACGUGACCGACGAGCCCCUGCUGCUGUCCGCCGAGGCCGCGGAGAGAGGGCACCCCAGCAAGCUGUACGGCACCCGUGAAGGUUCUGUCCAGUCUGAUGCCAGCAGCAGUCCUUCAGAGCAGAGUCAGCUGGGCCAGUCCCACCCAGGAUACCCGAUGGGACCUCAGUGCCAAAGCUGCCAGUCCCUCUUGGUCGCCCAGCAGCUGGCCAACGCGGUAGGCGGGGUGAUGUCUGGGGCAGCGCCAGGCAUGAACCAGCCCAUCCUCAUCCCAUUCAAUGCGGGUGGACACCUGGGUGGCCAGCAGGGCCUGGUCCUCUCCCUGCCGACGGCCAACCUUCAGAGCCUGGUGGCUGCUGCUGCCGCAGGGGGCCUCAUGACGCUGCCCCUCCAGAACCUGCAAGCUACCUCGUCGCUGAAUUCUCAGCUCCAGCACCUGCAGCAGCUCCAGCAGUUACAGCAGCACCACCAGCAGCAGCAGCAGCAGCAGCAACAGCAACAACAACAGCAGCAGCAGCAACACCAUCACCAACAACAGCAACACCAUCACCAACAGCCCCUCUCCCACACCCAGAACCAACUGCCAGCUCAGCAUCACAUGACCCCACCCAGCCAACAGCAGUCCUCCGUCCCUUCCCCUGGCUCCGCCUGCUCGUCCACUUCUGGCCAACCGCCGCCGUCACCCCCUCACAGGCCCAACCAAUCACCAGCUCGCAGCCUGCCGUCGCCCGUCACCCCACCCAUGCCUUUGCAGCUGAAUCCUCUGACCAGCCAGGCAGCAGUGGCAGCGGCCGCAGCGAUGGGCUCCAUCACUGGAUCACAGGUCUUUGGCAAUACCCUGUCAAACCUGCAAGGAGCCGCCGGACAGCUGGUCACCAACGCACAAGGACAGAUAAUUGGGACAAUCCCACUGAUGCCCAACUCAGCGGGAGCCUCCAGCCAAUCAGGAGGUGGCAACCCGGCGCUGCAGGUUCAGCCAAUUACACCUCAGCUUCUGACCAAUGCUCAAGGCCAGAUCAUUGCCACGGUGAUCGGCAAUCAGAUCCUGCCUGUCAUCAACACCCAGGGAAUCACGCUGUCGCCAAUCAAGCCUGGACAGCAGCUGCCUCAGGGUCAACAGGGUCAGACAGGCCCGGCCUCAUCUCAGCCCAACCUGCUCCACAUGCCCCACAGACAGAGUCCUCUCCACCAGGCCUCCUCUUCCUCGUCCACUUCCUCCUCUUCCUCUGCACUCAGCGUGGGACAGCUGGUCAGCAACCCGCAGACUGCCCCCAGUGAGGUGGACGGCGUCAACCUGGAGGAGAUACGGGAAUUCGCAAAGGCGUUCAAGAUCCGACGGCUGUCCCUGGGCCUGACACAAACUCAGGUGGGCCAGGCGCUCAGUGCAGCCGAGGGCCCCGCUUACAGCCAGUCUGCCAUCUGCAGACACACCAUCCUGAGAAGCCACUUUUUCCUACCACAGGAAGCCCAAGAGAACACUAUAGGUAGCAGUCUGACAGGCAAACUGAACCCUGGCCUUUUAUAUCCUGCCAGGUUUGAGAAGUUGGACAUCACCCCUAAAAGCGCCCAGAAGAUUAAGCCCGUUCUGGAGCGCUGGAUGGCCGAGGCUGAAGCCCGCCACCGAUCCGGCAUGCAGAACCUGACUGAGUUUAUCGGCAGCGAGCCUUCGAAAAAACGCAAGCGGAGGACGUCUUUCACCCCGCAGGCACUGGAGAUCCUCAACAGCCACUUUGAGAAGAACACGCACCCCUCUGGACAAGAAAUGACAGAAAUAGCCGAAAAACUGAACUACGACAGAGAAGUGGUCCGCGUCUGGUUCUGCAACAAGAGGCAAGCCUUGAAAAACACGAUAAAGCGUUUGAAACAGCCCGACCUCGGCCCGGCUGCACCAAUGGACCCCCUCACCGAUCCUCUGGAGGAGCUCCCAAAAUGA
Messenger RNA from Lampris incognitus (smalleye Pacific opah), 2031 nucleotides. RefSeq names its product POU class 6 homeobox 2 (gene pou6f2). Gene Ontology annotation, biological process: regulation of transcription by RNA polymerase II. Gene Ontology annotation, molecular function: RNA polymerase II cis-regulatory region sequence-specific DNA binding; DNA-binding transcription factor activity, RNA polymerase II-specific. Lineage: Eukaryota; Metazoa; Chordata; Actinopteri; Lampriformes; Lampridae. The record is from RefSeq and is a predicted model, not a curated record.